AGUGACUUUGACUCGCAGCAUAUUCUUUCAUUUCAUGAGGCAUCCUUAGUUGGCUCCUCACACUCAAAAAUUAAACCCCUCUCAAGCCCUAAUCCACACCCAAAAUAGAACUGUUUCUCUUACUUGCUCUUCUAGAGUUCAAAAUUCUACUUCAAUAUCAUUUUCCGUUUGGGUUCGGCUUCAGAGUCAAAAACUCUUGAGCUUUCUGGAGAAGAAUCAACAUCGUUGUUCCCGGAAUCCGGCAGUGUUUCUGGAAAGAAGGCAAAUUAGGGUGAUGCUGGUUGAGAAAUCUUUGAUUCUUCAGUUAACUGUUUUCUGCUGAAAGGGGGUGGCAAUGGGUAGCAUUGAACCAUUCAAUCGCUUGGUGAAGCUUGCGGCAAGGGCUUUUUACGACGAUAUAACUACUAAAGGUGAAAACCAGCCGAAGACUGGAAGAAGCGACAACAGAGGAAUUGCUGUGGUUAUUCUCGAUGCUCUUACUAGGCGUCAAUGGGUAAGGGAAGAAGAUCUGGCUAAGGACUUGAAGCUUCAUACAAAGCAACUUCGCCGUACUCUCAGGUUCUUUGAAGAAGAAAAGCUAGUAACUCGUGAUCACCGGAAGGAGACUGCAAAAGGUGCAAAAAUAUACAAUGCUGCAGUAGCUGCCACUGCUGAUGGUCAACAAACUGGAAGAGAAGGCGAUGAAAAACUCAAGAUGCAUACGCACUCAUAUUGUUGUCUAGACUAUGCACAGAUAUAUGAUGUGGUAAGAUACAGAUUACAUCGAAUGAAGAAAAAGCUGAAGGAUGAACUCGAGAGCAAGAAUACAGUUCAGGAGUAUAUAUGCCCGAAUUGCAGUAAGAGAUAUACUGCCCUUGAUGCACUUCGCUUGAUCUCCCCGUAUGAUGAGUACUUCCACUGUGAAAGCUGCAAUGGUGUCCUUGUGGCUGAAAGCGAUAAGUUAGCUGCUCAAGAAUUGGGAGAUGGAGAUGAUAAUGCGAGAAGGCGUCGCCAUGAAAACUUAAAAGACAUGCUAACAAAAAUGGAGGAACAGCUCAAACCACUAAUCGACCAACUUGCCAGAGUUAAGGAUUUGCCUGUUCCUGAAUUCGGAAGUCUUCAAGCUUGGGAACUUAGAGCAAAUGCUGCUGGCCGAUCUGUCAAUGGAGACCUCAAUGCUAAUGAUCCUUCUAAAUCUUCUCAGGGUCUUGGUUUUGGUGGAACUCCUAUGCCUUAUGUUGGGGAGACAAAGGUUGAAGUUGCUUUUUCUGGUAUUGACCAAAAAGGAGAAAAUGUCAAAUCAGCAAACUCAAGUGCACCUAUGAAAGUUUUGCCUCCAUGGAUGAUAAAGGAAGGCAUGAAUCUUACAAAAGAGCAACGUGGAGAGACCAAGGUGGAGACGAAGGGUGGUAGUUUGACAGCUUCCGAGCUUUCUGAUGACAAAAAGUCCACGACUGCAAAUGAUGACGCAAAGAACAUACAGGAUGAAUAUGUUAAAGCUUAUUACGCUGCUCUACUUAUGCGCCAACGCGAACAAGAAGAAGCAGUCAAGAAGGAACAGGAGUCAGGUAAUGCUGCAAUGUCCAAUGAAGCUUAUAACACAUCCACUGAGCGCCAAGUUGGCAUGAAGUCAAAACGCGAAGAUGAUUAUGAAGGAGAUGAUAAUGAAUGGGAGGAGGCCCCUCCUACAGGUGGCACAACUGAACAUUUUAAAGUCAAGGACUUAAACGUAGAAGCUGAGGCAUCUGAAGAUGAUGAGGACGACAUAGACUGGGAGGAAGGUUGACGGUCCAAGAAGUGCAAGUCAGUAUCUACAAUUUGCAGGUUAAUUUGCUCCAACUCUGGCUCUACUUACUGUAGACUCUAGAUUGAUUAACCGUGUAGUAAUAGUGUUUCCUGCACUUCUAUGUCAAUGUGUUGUGUUUGUAGAGACAUCGCAGUGUUGAUAUAUGUAUACUUUGUACUCAUCGAAAAGGUACUUUCAUGGGAUCAGACGAUGUAGAUCAUCUGUGUUUGAAUUGAUGAUGUUCUAAUGCUCAGUACUAACAUGUCUUGU
Sesamum indicum (sesame) is the source of this 2035-nucleotide messenger RNA. RefSeq names its product Transcription factor TFIIE, alpha subunit. The record is from RefSeq and is a predicted model, not a curated record. NCBI's taxonomy places the organism in Eukaryota, Viridiplantae, Streptophyta, Magnoliopsida, Lamiales, Pedaliaceae. Gene Ontology annotation, biological process: transcription initiation at RNA polymerase II promoter. Gene Ontology annotation, cellular component: transcription factor TFIIE complex.